This is a messenger RNA of Acanthoscelides obtectus, 3887 nucleotides long. The record is from the annotation of a GenBank genome assembly. Lineage: Eukaryota; Metazoa; Arthropoda; Insecta; Coleoptera; Chrysomelidae.
CUUUGACGUGUUUAUCGUGAGUUGUCAAAUGUGACACCCACUUUCCAAAAUUUUAACACAUUUCAGCUUUCAAAUAUGCAUGCUCAUUUUUGAUAUGGUAUUAAUAUGUAUUUGAUCUGUGAUGUGUUCGAUGUGUUAACAUAUGUAUCAUCAAACCUAUUUAUUCGAUAAAUGAAGUAAACAUAACAAACAAAAUGACUGCAAGCCCAAAACUGGACGACUUGAUCCAGUCUGUUUCCCUUUACACCCUACAACCUGUUAUAAUUCAUCUGUAUGUGUUGCCCUUUAUUAUAGUUUAUUCACUUUGGAUUUAUUUGUGGAUUGGAGUGUAUGGAUUUUUUGAUUUCUACGAAGGAGGUUGCAUAGUUUUAGCUGCAAUAGGUUGUUGCCAAGCUCUCUGCGCGCUAGCUUGUUACUGGUCGGUUCACGUUAACUGCUUUUGUACGUGCAGAAAGGAAAAGAACCCGAACAAGGCUGAUAUUGCCAAAGUUAUACCAACACCCAACAAUGGUAGCUCAGAACUUGUUAGGUUGCAGCACAGUAAGAAAGAUAAUCAGAUACUACCAUGGUUCAUGUUCCAAAAAACAAAAUACAUAUGGGAUAGCGACAAAAAGACCUUCAGAGGUAUCGAGUUUCCUAUUGACAAGACUUACAAAGAAUAUUCAAGCUGCAAAGGGUUCCAAGAAGAAUCGGACAUUACUGAAGCCGAACAGCGAUACGGAAAAAAUAAUUUGGAUAUGGUUGUGCCAAAAUUCAUAGAGCUCUUUAUCGAGCGAGCUACGGCGCCAUUUUUUGUGUUCCAAGUUUUCUGCGUGUUGCUGUGGUGUCUUGACGACUUCUGGUACUACUCCUUAUUCACGUUGGUGAUGUUGGUCAUGUUUGAAUCUACUCUGGUGGUACAACAGUUGAAAAAUAUGGAGGAGAUUCGGAAGAUGGGAAACAAGCCGUAUAGUAUAUUGAUCUACAGAAACAGGAAAUGGAGAUCUAUUCCCACAUGUGAUCUUAUCCCAGGUGACAUAAUAUCAAUUACGAGAUCAAUAAAAGACAACUUGAUACCAUGUGACGUGUUGUUGUUGAGGGGAUCUUGUAUAGUAGAUGAGAGUAUGUUGACUGGUGAAAGUGUGCCUCAAAUGAAGGAAGCUAUCGAACACGAAGAUCAGAAUACUAUUCUAGAUCCAGAGGGAGAUGGAAAGCUACACGUACUUUUUGGAGGUACCAAAGUCAUCCAGCACACCCCGCCUACAAAGGCGACCUCAGGACUGCGUCCUCAAGAUAACGGAUGCGUCGCUUAUGUCCUCAGGACCGGUUUCAAUACGUCACAGGGAAAACUGUUGAGAACCAUUUUGUUCGGAGUAAAAAGAGUUACUGCUAACAAUAAAGAAACAUUUGGUUUCAUUUUAUUCCUGUUGGUGUUUGCAGUUGCUGCUGCCUGGUACGUUUGGGUUACGGGUAUCGAGGAUCCUAAGAGAAAUCGUUACAAGUUGUUCCUGGAGUGUGUUUUGAUACUCACCUCCGUGAUCCCGCCAGAGUUGCCAAUUGAGCUUUCGCUAGCUGUUAAUACGUCGCUGAUCGCCUUAUCAAAGUUAGGUGUAUUUUGUACGGAGCCUUUCCGCAUACCGUUUGCUGGCAAGGUGGAUAUAUGCUGUUUCGACAAAACGGGCACACUUACCAGCGACGAUCUCGUGGUGGAGGGUGUAGCGUUGGCCCAGAAGGAUUCUCGAGCCACGCCUAUCGCUGAUUUGCCAACGGAGACUGUACAGGUGCUGGCUACCUGUCACUCGUUAGCACAGUUGGAUGACGGUCUGGUUGGCGAUCCUUUGGAAAAGGCUACCGUAACGGCCUUAGAGUGGAAUGUGACUAAAGCUGAUGCUGUUGUACCGAAGAAAGGAAAAAUUUCAGGCUUGAAAAUAUUUCACAGGUUCUAUUUUUCGUCCGCUUUGAAAAGGAUGUCUGUAAUCGCGGGCUACAACCAAGUAGGGUCUUCUGAAACGAUAUACAUCGGUUGCGUAAAAGGGGCCCCAGAGACGCUGAAGCAAAUGUACGCCGAGAUUCCUGAAAAAUACGAUGACGUUUAUUUGGAGCUGUCAAGGCGCGGCGCAAGAGUUCUAGCCUUAGGUUAUAGAAAAAUCGGUUCGCUGAGCACUCAGGAGUUAAGGGACAUGACGAGAGAAGAUGUAGAAGCAGAUCUGAUAUUUGCGGGGUUUUUGAUAAUUUCUUGCCCAUUGAAAACCGAUUCAAAGGCUGUGAUUAAGGAAUUGCAAUAUUCAUCGCACCGCACUAUAAUGAUCACAGGGGACAAUCCACUAACUGCUUGUCAUGUAGCGAAAGAGCUGAAACUUACGACGAAAAAGACGCUGAUUCUUACGCAGGACGAGGAAAUAUUCACAUGGCAGUCCAUAAACGAAGACGAACGCUUACCUUUAGAGUAUGACUACAAGAUUCUGAUACAAAAAUACGAUUUAUGCAUCACAGGUGACGGACUGGGAUACCUUCGGGAGAAUUACCACGUAUUUUUGAACCUGAUCCUGCCGUACGUUGCGGUAUUUGCUAGGUUUGCUCCUAAACAGAAAGAGUUUGUGGUGGUGCAGCUCAAAAACCUAGGUUAUGUCACGCUGAUGUGCGGCGAUGGCACGAACGACGUAGGCGCGUUAAAGCACGCAGACGUAGGCGUGGCAAUCCUGGCGAACGCGCCCGAAAAAUUGCCCGAUUUCAGGGAACAAAGAGAAAUGCUCGAGAGAGAACGGGAAAAGAGACAACGGGAAUUAAGAGAAGCGCAAAUGAAAACCAAGCCGAACCACGUGAGAAAUGUGAUCGAACAACGGGAGCGGAUGCAAGCUAAGUUAGAUAAGAUGGUAAAAGAAAUGGAGGAGCUUGACCAGCCGCAAAUCGUCAAGUUGGGCGAUGCUAGCAUCGCGUCACCUUUCACCAGCAGAUUGUCGUCUAUUAUGUGCGUGUGUCACAUCAUCAAACAAGGCAGGUGUACCUUAGUCACUACUUUGCAGAUGUUCAAAAUUCUAGCAUUGAACGCCUUGAUAGCAGCUUAUACACAAUCUGUAUUGUACUUAGAUGGAAUCAAACUGAGAGAUUUGCAGGCGACUUUGCAAGGUCUCUUAUUAGCUGCAUGUUUUCUAUUUAUUUCCAGAUCGAAGCCUCUCAAGGUGCUGUCUAAACAGAGACCGCUACCGAAUAUAUUCAACCUGUAUACUAUCAUGACUGUCAUCUUGCAGUUCACCGUACAUUUCGUAUGUUUGAUUUUCCUUGUACAGCAGGCAAAGUUAAGGGCACUUCCGGAAGAUCAUGAGCUUAACAAUUCCCUGUCCUCAGAGGAACUAUCAGAAGAAGAGAAAGAUAAAUUGUUCAAACCAAAUAUUAUAAAUAGCACUGUGUAUAUUAUUUCUAUGGCGUUGCAGAUCGCUACAUUUGCCAUUAACUACAGGGGAAAUCCAUACAUGGAAAGUUUGAGACAGAAUAAAGCCUUAUUGUAUAGUAUACUUGGAUCGGCGGCCAUAGUCUUGGCUCUGGCUUUAGGAAUUGUCCCGGAACUGUCUGAACAGUUUGAAAUAAUCGAUUUCUCACCAGAUUUUCGAAUCACGCUGCUGCAGGUACUGGUCGCCGACUUCUUUUUCUCAUUCCUCGUAGACAGAAUUUGCUUGUGGUUGUGCGGCGAAGGCAGGUCGAAAUUAACAUAGCACAGACAUAGAAGGAACUGCGAAGACUUUAAAAUCAUUUAUAGCUAUUUAUUUUUAUAGUCAUUCCGGUAUUGUGAGAAGUGUGUAAGAUCAAAUUGUGUAUUAUUGAUGUAAAUGUUACAUUAUGUUGAAAAAAGAUCUUUUUACAAAUUGUGGUUUAUUGUGUACGUACAGAGUAUCUACGAGGGCGAUUCAAAC